CGGGAUGGGGCUGCUGGAGCUGUGUGAGGCCGCCUUCGGCUCCCCUGACCUCUACCGCGUCCUGGGUGUCCGCAGGGAGGCUUCGCCCGAGGAGAUCCGCCGCGGCUACCACCGCGCCUCGCUCCGCGUCCAUCCCGACCGCGCCGAGCCCGAUGCUAAGGAGGAGGCGACGCGGAGGUUCCAGAUCCUGAGCAAGGCGUACGCCGUCCUGAGCGAUGCGGAGCAGCGCGCCCUGUACGACGAGCAGGGCACGGUGGACGAGGAGGGCGAGGCGCUGGGCGGCGAGCGGGACUGGCUGGAGUAUUGGCGGCUGCUCUUUAAGAAGAUUACUGUAAAAGAUAUUGAAGACUUCGAAAAGAGAUAUAAAGACUCAGAGGAAGAACUAGCCGAUGUUAAAGCAGCAUACAUGGAUUUCGAGGGUGACAUGGACAGAAUAAUGGAGUCAGUGUUGUGUGUGGACUAUACGGAUGAACCAAGGAUACGGAAAAUCAUUGAAAAAGCCAUUGCGGCUGGAGAAGUCCCAUCCUACAAAGGUUUCGUAAAAGAGUCUAAGCAGAAAAUGACAGCAAGAAAAAGGCGGGCAGAAAAAGAAGCUAGAGAGGCAGAAAAGACUAAAGAUGAGCUGGGCCUUGGUGGAGAAGAUGACUUGAAAGCGCUGAUUCAGAGCAGAAAUAAAGAUCGAAAAAAGGAAAUGGAUAACUUUUUGGCCCAACUGGAAGCAAAAUACGCGAAUAAUACUAAAAAAGGAGGAAAGAAGACUGCAGCCAAGAAAGGAAAAAAAUAACUGUAUAGGCUGCAAUAUCAGGUAUCAUUUUGUAUGGGAACACGUGAAUUUGGGAGAAUUUCGGAGCUAACCUGGGCUACAGUUUUGGAGCGCGUGUGCAUCAACUUGCUGUGACUGGAAGGUAUGAUCCAGAACACAUCAUAUGAACAAGAAAGGCAAAGCAUUCUGGUGCUAUUGUCCAAAAUCCUCUGGGUGCUCUUCGAUUAAGAUCAAACAGAUUCUUGACUAAAAGUUUUGAUACAGUAGGGAAGCAGUGUGAUGUUUAGGCUGCCAGUGUGUUUAUUAAACUUGUGUUGAAGAUUCUUUCUUCCAGUCACCUAAUGGGUAUCGGUACAGUUGAUGGUAAAACAAUGUAAUCCCACCUUUGAGUCUUCAGUGCUUUCUUGUGAUUUCCAAGUUGGAAAUAUUAUCUUUUUGCUAUUAUCAUGUGCCUUUUGAGAUAAACCUUCUGGUUUUAAAGGUCUUUGCACUUCAGCUCAACAAGUGUUUGUUAGGUCUUCCAGUGGUUUUAUAAAGAUACUUUGGAAAAUUGCAGAUUUAAUAAAUGGAAACUUUCUACAUAAUUCUUUGCUAUGUUGCUUCCCCAGCCUGCUCUUUACUCUCUAGUUAGCUGUUCAAAACAAACUGAUCAUGUUGACUCUCUGACUAAUUUAAGUCAAGUAAAUACUACAUACUUCUAUAGCACCAGAAAAUAUGGCUCUAUUAAUAACUGUAUGUCAGUGCACAUGACUGCAUUAGAUGAAAGGGCCACCUAGUGUUGGGUCUUUGAUUGCCUGUGGCAGAUGAAAUAAGAGUACGAGACUGCAGCAUGCAGCAAUUCUGUAACACUGAGAUGAGGCAAAAAACUUAAAAAUAGACUGAAUUGAGUAUUUUUAGGGUUUAUGAUGUCCUGGGACAAGGAAUUCCAAAGCUUAAGAAAUGUAUUGCAUGUUAUUUCAAUAGCAUCACCACCCAGUUUGCUGUAGGAUGGUAGUGAUUAGCUACUUCAUUGCUUUUGUCAACACUUCUGUUAUUUCAGACGUGAAUUACUGCUGUAAGAUGCACAAACACUUUAAUGUUUUUUUGCUUCAGUUUUUAAACCAUUUAACAUAGUGCAUAGGGGUAUGAAUUUGAAGGGUAACUGGUUUUCAAUUCAAAGGAAUGGGGCUGGCUUUAUUUUGUGGAUCAUUUUUCAAAGGUUUAUGAGCCACAAGGUGAACAUUACCUGUUGAGUUGAAGGUCCUCAUUGCUGCAGUGGUAGCAAUCAGGAACUAUUUAAUAGAGCUUCCUGGGGGGAAGCUAGAGGUAGAUGAUAACUCUGUUCCCUUUUACUUGGCUGCUUGCAAAGAUUAUUCUGAGAGUGUAGCAUAUUUUUUGUUAUGUUGCACAACACAUGACUUGAACAUUACUUUUCGUAUACAAAAUAGAUAUCUAACAGCCCAGAAGAAGUCUCUGGUGUCAACCAUUUGUACAGAAAUCAGUAACUACCUUAUUAUGAGACUGCUUUCACUUUUUUAACACACUGACUCCUCUAGGCUGUAAAAUACUAUUACUAUAUACUAUUACUAGAAAUCUAUUCAAGUUUAUGUGUAUAUUUUUAUAACUUAUGCACUAGGGCUACAGAAAACUAACCUGGUCCCUGAGGAAUGGCACUGAUAAAAAAUGGGAUGCUUAUCUGCAGUUAAGCUUGAGAUAACUAAAUGACAUUAUACAAUGUUAAGAGAAACUGUAUUUUGAAAGGGUUUAAUCACUAGAGGCCUCUCUUCAGCAUCAGUUUCUCUCUAUGCAAAGUUAAGAAAUUUAGACUGAGCCCAGUGUGCUUUUUCCUUUCUAGAAAUGCAAAGGAAAAUUAACCCAGUCACAUGUGCAGAGUUCUGCUUUGCUUUCUUUUCCCUUCUUUUUGAUUAGAGCACACUUGGAUCAGCUGGACUCAAGAAUUUCAAUACUGAUUAAAAAAUACUAGUUGUUCUGCAGGUACCAAUAACAUUUGACAGACUGCGUAACUCAGAGUGGCGAAACAGGGGAGCCACUUCAAAAAGAACUCUUGA
Messenger RNA from Pezoporus flaviventris, 2811 nucleotides. It is a transcript of the gene DNAJC9, whose product is annotated as DnaJ heat shock protein family (Hsp40) member C9. NCBI's taxonomy places the organism in Eukaryota, Metazoa, Chordata, Aves, Psittaciformes, Psittacidae. Bases 5 to 784 code for a protein of 259 amino acids. The transcript is spliced from 5 exons. Gene Ontology annotation, cellular component: cytoplasm; nucleus. The record is from RefSeq and is a predicted model, not a curated record. Gene Ontology annotation, molecular function: heat shock protein binding.